AUGAACGAGCAUCUUGGCUUGCCCGAGAUCACUGAUAAGAUAACGCUUCGAUCUGUUGGAUAUAUGAAGCGAGGUUGUCGAGCAUUCGAACUGCCGGUAGAUAUGUCGUCCCUGCAUCUGCAACUACACGUGCAGCUGAGAUCAAGCUCCUUCCUCCCCCUGGCAGCUAUCCCAAGCAGUUGGAAAUGCAAGUUUGACUGA
Molecule: messenger RNA, 201 nt
Organism: Podospora pseudocomata
Lineage: Eukaryota; Fungi; Ascomycota; Sordariomycetes; Sordariales; Podosporaceae
Exons: 2
Coding region: 1-201 (66 amino acids)
Source: RefSeq, a predicted model, not a curated record